This is a messenger RNA of Orbicella faveolata, 3235 nucleotides long. RefSeq lists its product as uncharacterized. The record is from RefSeq and is a predicted model, not a curated record. Gene Ontology annotation, biological process: regulation of DNA-templated transcription. Lineage: Eukaryota; Metazoa; Cnidaria; Anthozoa; Scleractinia; Merulinidae.
CGUAAACGUAAACAUGGUGGAAAAAUUAUCCCAGGACAUGAAAGAGCAGCUUAAACAAUUUUUCUUUACACAGCGAAGCAAUGGACAAUAGUUUGGAUGAAAAAGAAACAGAAGACCCAGAUUACGAGUCUGUCAGCAGUGAACGCAAGCGAGAACAAAGAUUCCUUAACACACGACAACAAGAUGCAAAGGAACAAGCGAUACAACGAAUCGAUCACAUCAUUCGUCAACAGUUUGGCUUUGAGGUACACUUGAAGGAGAGAGAAAUUGAUUUAAUUGAUAAUAGAGUCAGUCAAGCAAAAGCCAUGCUAGACAGGCUGAGAUCAUGUGUGCUGGCGAAAUAUUACGGCACGUCUGGACAGAAAGCCGUCAAAGGAACUAGAACAAACGACAAGUUGGGUCACUGUGAUCGCAAGAAGUCAGCGCGAAAUUGUGUCAAGCGAGUUGAAUUUCCAAGAACUGGAGUCCCAAACCAUUCCAAUGAAAUGGUCAGUGCAACAGGUAGUAUUCAAUUUAAAACGGAAACAACCAAGACGUCUGCAGUUACGGACACAUUGACGAAUAAUGGUUAUCUUGUUGACAGCCAAUUGCAAUCUAAGAAAACACUUGGAUCGGGAAAUGCAAACGCUGUGAUUCAAAGUGACAGCAGCAGCUUUAUGUCAGAAGAACAACUGAAAUUAAAUGGAAAUCUACGUGGGUCAAGUGAGAAUUCAAAGCCUGCUGUAGCUCAUCAUACAAAGAAAGAACAACUAAAUCAAUCAAGUCAAUCAAAUGACAGAAUUAGUAAUAAUUUCUUUAGGCAUAGCUUAAAUGAGAAAUACUCUCCAAGUACAGCUGGAAACCCUUCAAGUGCAGUUGGAAACCUUUCAAAUGCUGUGGGAAGCCCUUUAAGUGCAGUAGAAAAACUUUCGAGUACAACACCCUGCACCGGAUCACGAUUCUACAUAAAGAAACGAAUUAUUGUUGGCAACACAUCAAAGUACAUAUCCAUCGACAGGCGGGAAGAGAAUGACAAAUCGACUCACAAGUGGAUGGUGUAUGUCCGCGGUCCACGCGAAGACCCAAAUAUUGAUCGGUUUAUAAGUAAAGUUUGGUUCUUUCUUCACCCGAGUUACCGUCCAAACGACAUAGUGGAGGUAAACAAGCCACCUUUUCAUUUGACCAGAAGAGGUUGGGGUGAAUUUCCUGUGCGUGUACAGUUGCAUUUCGUUGAUCCAAGGAACAAGAGAGUGGACAUCAUUCACGAGCUGAAGUUGGACAGAACAUACACAGGGCUUCAGACGUUAGGUUCUGAAACUGUUGUUGACUUGGAGCUUGAUCGUAGGACGUUUGAAGACAACUGCGUCCCGCUUGGGACUUUGUCAGGUAAAGAAGAUAGGCUUUCUUCAAAUGCGACUGAUGGAGAUCGAGGUAACGAUGACAACAGCGUGGAAAGAAAAACAGUGAGCAUUCUACACUACCAACAGAACCAGCUGGUAGCUGACACGCUUUUUAAAGUGAGAAAGUGUCCGGCCAAUUCCGAGAAUUCAUCGCAGUGUCCUCAGUUGAAAAAACUCAAAUUAGAAUCUACCUUUUCUGUUGGUUCAUCAGCAUUUUCAUCAACUGUGUCCACACCAGUGAAUAGUCAGCCAGCCUCACGGUGCAGUAGCCCUGAGCUGACCUCUAGCCAUCUUCAUGUAGUAAGCAAGUUCCCGGACGAAGUAAAUGAUAUGUUGCGGAAGGCUGUGAACGAACAUCCCUUGAUUGAUCCAGAAAGAAAUGUUGUGAAACAUCACUACUGUGCGUCAUCCAUAGAACAGUUUCUUGGCUGGAACAUUGGCAAGAGGAGAGCCUGCGAGUGGCAGAGGUCAGUGGCUAUCAGGCGUCGUAUGCUCAGCUGUAUGCCUUCGUGUAACCUUAGCACCAAAGAUAUCUUGCUAUGGUGUCGUCGGUUUGGUUACACGCCUUGUGACAAAGUAACUGGGGACGCGAAAGUGUUAUUUUGUAAGUUGUGUGGAGGUUUCCUAAGUGUUCCAUUUGAUGAAACUUCUAAAGAAAAAGAAGCCCACAAAUGCGAAGAUCCACUUUUCAACAGCCUCACGCCGGCAAGUGAGCUUAUCUCAGAUGUUGAAGUUAAAGAAAGAUGUCUUCCUGACGUACCAAAACCUGUCAACGACUCAGAAGACUUGGAAAUUGAUGUCGUUGGUCUUACGCCAAAAGAGAGAAUAGCUGAACCACAAGAAAGCAAGCCAGUAAUUUAUUCGAUCCCUUCAACUCCAGAACAGAACUGGAUACGUGAAACUUGCAGCGACAUAGGAGUCAAACUUAAAACUGUCAACACCGACGGAUUAGACGUUCACGUGAUCGAGAACCUCCUUUUAGCGGCCUGCAAAGGGUUCGCCGAGGAUAUUUUACGUCAAUCAUGGGCUAUUGCUGCUGACCAGACUACGUCACACGGACCUAGGCUCGUGACACCAAGUCACGUGCACAAGGCCGUAUGUUCUCUUCCUCACUGCGAUUUUCUUACUCGUGCGUAUCUCGGUGAAAUUUUGCACAGGGAGGAGAAGUAAUAUUUAGUUAAAGGCAAGAAACCAUUAUUUAUUUGAAACAGUCAUGAACAUAACACGUACAGUGCUCCGAAAUUCCCGUAUUAAAGCAGUAUGAUAUACUAAGCAGUUGACUCUACUUCCUAACAGAAAUUGGUGAAAUAAAUAGUCGGAGCAGAUAUUAAAUUGUCUCGAGUUUAAGGUUUUGCUUUGUGGCUUUCUCACCUGGAAUCAACCUCUUGUUCUUCCAUUCUGCAUGAACUCAUCUUUAUUUGCCAAUCAGGUAAAAACUGACUUCCUAAGCCUUUACCAUGCAAUAGUUUUGUUCAUCCUUCAACGGGCCAAUUUUCUUAAUAACCGACCUCCCUCAAGGACCUAAAAGUCUAAAGCGUUCUCUUUUCUUGUGUAAGGGAUAAAACGCGAAGGAUGAAUAGCAAUUUCAGCAAUCCAGCGGAUUGCCUAAAGCCUCAAUCUGUUUGGCCAGGCCUCGCGUUUUUUGUCUAGUAAUCAGGAGUGAAACUUUUGUAGACUUUCAAGAACCAGGUUCCUCAAUUGAACAACGAAAAGGACGAGGUAAACUUAAAGUUAAGACGAACAUAGAAAAACGUCACAUAAACACUACUCAAUUAGUAUAGGUAGACGUAUGAAUACGAGUGCAAUGAAGGAUUUACACUACGAGUGAUAUUUGAAACUUCUCUCAAAAUUUCACG